AUGAUUCGACCAUCAACGCAUCAGAAACACCAGCGAGUUCGGAGUAGCUACAGAGACAAUGACAUGAAUCACAAGAACAAACUGGACCAGCACAAGAAGGAACUCUCAAGCAAUGGUCGUGUCCUGCGCCGUCUCCGCAAAGCCUGUGAUCGAGCGAAGAGAGCCCUUUCUACCCCUGCGCAGAACUUUAUCGGAAUCGACUCUUUCGUUGAGGGUAUGGAUAUGUACACAUCUAUCACAAAUUCUCGUUUCGAGGAGACAUGCAAGGACUUUUCUCGAAUGUCCAUGGAUUCAGAGAAAAGUCGAAAGGGUCGGCCUAUCGAUAAAAAGAGUAUCAGCGCGCCUUCAUUCGGAUCUGAGGGGUCAUUCGGUGGAUAUGUACGGAAUUCAGUCGUCGAGGAACCUUUCGAUCACGGCAAUCUCCUUGGAAAUCAACCUGAACGCAAGCCAAGCAUUAAAAGAUCUCAUUCCCUGGGCAGCUUCGUCAGCAGCACCUUCCAGAAAACACCUUCCCAAACCCCUGGACCACCAAUCAAUACUUCAUUGGGCCCCAAGAAGUUCACGAUCAAGCGUCCUCUCGGUAUGAACCCGGAUGAAACCGAAAUCCAUCAUCUACGACGAAUGGCUGCCAGGCCACGCGACGUAAGCGAGCGUCUUACUGAGAUGGAGAGGAAGAAAAAGAACGAUAAUGCUAUCAGACGACUCCACAAGAAAGUCGCUGCCAAUAUAGAGACGGCCAAGACCGCGGCGACAAAGACUAGCUAG
Molecule: messenger RNA, 765 nt
Organism: Glarea lozoyensis ATCC 20868
Lineage: Eukaryota; Fungi; Ascomycota; Leotiomycetes; Helotiales; Helotiaceae
Product: Actin-like ATPase
Exons: 2
Coding region: 1-765 (254 amino acids)
Biological process (GO): protein refolding; cellular response to unfolded protein; vesicle-mediated transport
Cellular component (GO): nucleus; plasma membrane; cytosol
Molecular function (GO): ATP hydrolysis activity; heat shock protein binding; ATP binding
Source: RefSeq, a predicted model, not a curated record